CCACACACAUGCUGCCACCCUAAGGUUAGCAAUAUUUACUGUGAUCAGUGAUUUUGUUGCCCGCUCCAAACACCCAUCAGUACCAUAUCAAUUAGCAUGCGGAACGGAGUCGUAUUCAAAAAUUCCAACGCCGCCUUCAUGGGGUGUUGCUUCGACGUCAACCUUGCCACCACUGCGGAUCCUGUUUGGAGGCUCUGGGACUUCCUCUUGAACGGAUGGUUUGGGCCAAUCUCUUGUCGAAUCAGCGACGAGAGGAUGGACUUGGCGAGCGAUGACGAGCGAGAGCUCUUGCUCCUCGAGAACCGGUUUAUCGAAGGUAGAACCUCGGCUUACGAGCCUUGCGAGCUCCGCGAGCGGCCCAUCUUUAGAGUGCUGUGCAAGAGCCCGACCUUGGACACGUCGGACGGAUGGGGCGAGGUCCGGACAAGACUUAUUCGGUGUCUUCCACAUAGCAAUCCAGUCUCGACACGGAUGUACGGAGCAGUUGCCAUCGGUUUGACAGUCGAGCUAUACGAGUGGGAUGGCUCCGAUUCCAACAACGCCCGCCCACGUAUUUUGCACCAGGGUGCUAUUAAUCUCGCGAAACCCAAGGACCGUCAUACACUUGAUAAACUAUUGGAUGAGAUUGAAGAAAAGAUGAAGGAGAAUCCCGAGUGGGGACAAUAUCCCUUUCGCCGGCCAGCUGCAAACUAAGGAAUGGUUUCAUGCAAUAUCUUAGCUUAGGCAUACCCGCUUCUAUGACAAGCUGAGAAUAUAACUCUCAGAACACGCACAGAACUUCUCAGUCCGUAAAGUGUUGCCAUUGUUGGCUUUCAAAGACUAGGGUCCGAAUGUAGAUGUCAAAAGUCAUUCUGCCACGCUGGAGAUUUGGAGGCCAAUGAAAGAGUCGAAUCUGAACAUGACAGCAAAGACAACUCAUGGAAGGGGGAGGUCAGAGGUAGUUAAUUAACGUUGACGGAAGCCUGCUCUCGCCCUCAGACUCAGUAGAGCUGCUAGAAAC
This is a messenger RNA of Phialemonium atrogriseum, 1000 nucleotides long. RefSeq lists its product as uncharacterized. Bases 97 to 693 code for a protein of 198 amino acids. The record is from RefSeq and is a predicted model, not a curated record. The transcript has a single exon. Lineage: Eukaryota; Fungi; Ascomycota; Sordariomycetes; Cephalothecales; Cephalothecaceae.